GUUGCGGAUGGUUUUCUACCUACUGUUUUUCUGUAAAAAUUACGAAAAUUACAUUAUUCUAGCAGUUUUUCGGGUGUAAAACGAUGAAGUUCGCUUAUAAGUUCAAAAACCUGCUCGGUUCCGUGUACCGGCAAGGCGCCCUGCUGUUCAGCCCCGAUGGAAACUCCGUUAUCAGCCCGGUGGGCAACCGAAUCACGAUAUUCGAUUUGAAGAACAAUAAAUCGCACACCCUCUCGCUGGAGAGCGAGUACAACUACACCGCGCUGGAUCUGUCCCCGAACGGGUGCAUCCUGGUGGCGGUCAACGAAACGGGCGAGGCUCAGAUGAUCAGUAUGAUAUCGCACACCGUGGUCCACCGGUACAAGUUCAAGGGCGCGGUGAAGUGGUUGCGCUUCAGUCCGGACGGGAAAUUCUUUGCCGCGUCGGUGAACAAUGCAGUGCUGGUGUUCCGGGCCCCGGGGGAGCUGAGUGGGACGUACAAUUCGUUUGCGAUACAACGGGCGUUCGAGAUUGCGUACGACGAGACGACGUUCAUCGAUUGGGCUUGUAACUCGAAGAUUCUGGUUGUGGGAUCGAAGGACAACUCGGUGCGCGUGCAGGGCGUAGAGUUCCUCAAGAACUUCCGGCCGGUUGUGUUGGGAGGGCAUCGAGACGCCAUUGUGGGGUGUUUCUUUGAGGAACAAACGCUAGAUGUGAACACGGUCAGCAAGGAUGGUUUGCUGAUGCUGUGGGAGUGCAGUACGGAAGUUGAGGACAUUUCAGCGGGUUACAAAACAGGAGCCAGAGAAGUCUCUGCAGUGAAGAAGCUCAAAGAGGAAGAUGAGGACGAAGUGGAGGACGACAUUGCAGCAGAUAAGGAUAUUGAAAAAUCCGGAAAAGAAAAGGAUGAAGGUGUUGAGCAUGUUCAGGGAGAUUUCGAUGAGGAUGAUGAUCGAGACGAGAAAGGAAGGCUGGUCAAAAGGGAACCAAAGAAGGAUUUCAAAUACAAACGACUUGCUCGACACUAUCUGGCGGAUGAAGCCCGGAAGGAGAACCCGAAAGCUUUUGUCACUGCUGCGGCGUACCACAAAAAGAUGAAAAUCCUUAUAACGGCGUUUUCUACUGGAGUGUUCUAUCUAUAUGAGCUUCCGGACGUCAACAUGAUCCACUCCUUGAGUAUUUCCGAGUUCCGGAUUGAUUCUGUCGCGUUCAACAAUACCGGAGAUUGGCUUGCCCUGGGCGUUCCGCAAGUCGGUCAAUUGCUAGUGUGGGAGUGGCAGAGCGAACAGUAUAUUAUGAAACAGCAGGGUCAUUCGACCGGAUUGAAUUGCGUCACCUACUCCCCCGACGGGCAGCUACUGGCGACCGGUGGUCUGGACGGGAAGGUCAAACUGUGGAACAUCACGAACGGAUUCUGCUUCGUGACGUUCGCCGAGCAUUCCAGUGCGGUCACCGCCGUGGAAUUCAGUGGAAACAAGAAGUUCUUCGCAACGGCAUCCCUGGACGGAACCGUUCGUGCCUACGAUAUUGUCCGCUACAGAAACUUUCGGACGUUCACCUCGCCAGAACCGGUGCAGUUCGCAUCGGUGGCCGUCGAUCAUUCCGGCGAGCUGGUAGCCGCAGGUGGUCAGGAUGUGUUCGAAAUCUAUCUCUGGUCAAUGAAACUCGGUCGACUGCUGGAAGUACUAAGCGGCCACGAAGGUCCGGUUGUUACUUUGGCUUUUUCACCGGUGGCAUCGUCCUCCACGAUGAUAUCCGGUUCUUGGGAUAAAACCCUCCGAGUCUGGGACUGCCUAGAGUCAUCAGGUGCAAGCGAAACCAUCGAUGUGGCCUCGGAUGUCCUUUCGGUGGCGUUCAAACCGAACGGGGAAGAAGUGGCCGCCGCAUCGUUGAAUGGAAAUAUUACGGUGUUCCAUGUGAAGACGGCCCAGCAGCUGGCGUCCAUCGAAGGGCGAAAUGACAUGGGUGGCACCGUGUCGGAGACGGAUAUGAACACUGCCCAGAGGAACCUUCUUGGAAGAGCAUUUACCUCAAUUUGCUACUCAGCCGAUGGCGAAUGUAUCCUGGCAGGUGGAAAGUCCAAAUACGUCUGCAUCUAUAACGUGCGAGAAGCCAUUCUGCUGAAGAAGUUUCAAAUCACUCAGAACCGCAGCUUAGACGGAAUGGAUGAAUACAUGAACCGGAAAAACUUGACCGAAUUCGGCAACAUGGCUCUAAUCGAAGAGCGAGAAGAGCUUGAGGGUGGCAACGUGGCUAUUCGCCUUCCCGGCGUAAAGCGGACCGACCUCUCUGCGCGAAAUCAAAAACCGGAAGUGAACGUGUUUGCCGUUCGAUUCUCCCCGACCGGUCAAUCGUGGGCCGCCGCUUCCACCGAGGGUCUACUGAUGUAUUCGCUCAACAAGGGCAUCGUUUUCGAUCCGUAUCAACUGUCAGUGGAAAUUACGCCAAAGGCUACCCGGGAGCUGCUCCGGAAGCAGGACUACUCGGCCGCUCUGAUCAUGGCACUAAAACUGAACGAGAACAAUCUUAUUCACGAGGUGAUAGAGCAGGUGCCCUACUGUGAUGUGGAGCUAAUCAUCCACUCCCUGCCGGAUGAAUUUGCCCACCGGACGCUGAUGUUUGUGGCAAAGAUCGUUGCCUCCAGCCCACACAUAGAAUUCUACCUCAAAUGGUCCAAUCUGCUGCUGACGAAACUGGGCCAACAGGAGAACGUCCUUACCCAGCAGACGCUGGUACUGCUCCGUCAGAAUCUGAACCGGAAGUACGAGGCGUUGAAUAAGAUAUGUGACUUCAACAAGUAUACAAUCCAAGUGUUGAAGAACUUAAGCCUGGACAAAGCGAAGAAAGACGAGCGGAAGCGGUUAGAAAUGGUGGAAGAUGGCAACGACGAUGAAGAGGUAAGUGAUAGUGAACUGAUGUUGAUUGAUGGACACCGAAACGAAAGCGGAAGUGACGACGAUGAUAGUGACGAAGAAGAUGCUUCGGAGGAAUAAAGAAAAGAAAAAUACGGCUAA
Aedes albopictus (Asian tiger mosquito) is the source of this 2993-nucleotide messenger RNA. Its product is annotated as periodic tryptophan protein 2 homolog. The record is from RefSeq and is a predicted model, not a curated record. Gene Ontology annotation, biological process: maturation of SSU-rRNA from tricistronic rRNA transcript (SSU-rRNA, 5.8S rRNA, LSU-rRNA); ribosomal small subunit assembly. The transcript has 7 exons. Bases 84 to 2972 code for a protein of 962 amino acids. Gene Ontology annotation, molecular function: protein binding. Lineage: Eukaryota; Metazoa; Arthropoda; Insecta; Diptera; Culicidae. Gene Ontology annotation, cellular component: Pwp2p-containing subcomplex of 90S preribosome; small-subunit processome.